Molecule: messenger RNA, 522 nt
Organism: Pestalotiopsis fici W106-1
Lineage: Eukaryota; Fungi; Ascomycota; Sordariomycetes; Amphisphaeriales; Sporocadaceae
Exons: 1
Coding region: 1-522 (173 amino acids)
Biological process (GO): tRNA processing
Cellular component (GO): nucleolar ribonuclease P complex
Source: RefSeq, a predicted model, not a curated record
AUGGCCAAACCCAAACAGCAAGGCAAUGUUGCCAAUCGACCGCUCUAUUCACGCAUAUCCUAUCUGUACCAAGCGGCAGCAUAUCUGAGCACCACGGCCACCAAUGAGUCAUCGGAAACGUCAGACUUGACACCACAUGUUGAUGUCCUCCCUCAAGCAGAGCUCGCUGCCGCCAGCGAGAAAAGACCCCUCGAGCAACAAGUCAAGCAAUCCGUGGCUCGACACUUGCUCACCGACAUGCGGUCAACUUCUCUAAAGACUCAGAUCCGGCUGUCCCCAGCAAUCAAGCGUACCAUCUGCAAGUACUGUGACACUCUGCUGAUCGAUGGUCAAACUUGUACUUCGGUCAUUGAGAACACGAGUAAGGGUUCCAAGAAGCCCUGGGCCGAUGUCUUGGUAAUCACUUGCAACAUCUGUGGUGGCCUCAAGCGUUUUCCCGUCAAUGCUGCGCGACAGAAGAGACGGCCCGUGAGACAAGAAGUGGCCCCGGGCUCUAGCUCCCUACCUCAAAGGUCCGUUUAA